UGGAUUGGGGGCGGGACAAGAAUUUUGAUUGGGUGUAGGUGAGGCCACAGGUACCCAGCUGAUAGCGAUCGACGCCUUCACUUGGAAUUUAUUUUAAACCUUAUAUGUUGAAACCUGGAUCCAUCAAGGGAUUUUGUCGACGUCACAAGGUACCAGAAAGUAGAAGUAACGCAAAAGAAAUAAAACUCGACAGCAGCUCAGACAUAGUCGUUGGUUCCUACAUCAGUAAGAGCUGAGACGUAUUUUGUGCCGCGAAACCUCCCAAAAUGUCCCCGAAAUUACAGUUUCCAGCCAUCUUUUGGUGCGUAACAGGUAUUUUGGCUUCUUACGCACAAGAAUGUGGCCGACCACCAUUAAUGGAGAACAGGAUUGUGGGAGGGAUGGAUGCCGAAGAUGGGGCUUGGCCCUGGCAGGUGGACGUACAGACAGUCAGCGACGGUCAUAUCUGCGGAGGCUCCAUCAUCACGGAGAGCUGGGUGCUAUCGGCUGCUCAUUGUUUCCCCAAUCCGUCGGAUGUGAGCUCUUACAUCAUCUACGCUGGCCGGUACCAGCUGAAUGGCAUUAACCAGCACCAGUCAUCGCAUCGCGUGAGCCAGGUGGUGAUCCCAUCCGGCUACAGCGAGCCUCACAGUGGGAAGGAUUUAGCGCUGGUGCAGCUGUCCAGCCCAGUAACCUGGUCAGAUCACGUCCGUCCCGUCUGCUUGCCCACGUCUAGCACUCUGUUCCCAAGUGGCAUGUUGUGCUCUGUCACUGGCUGGGGGAACAUACGGGAUGAUGUCCCUCUGCCAGGAGUCGGAACUCUGCAGGAAGUGCAGGUGCCAAUCAUCUCCAAGAGUUCAUGUCAGGAGAUGUACCAGAUGAACCCGACGGAGCAGGUGGACAUCCUGUAUGACAUGAUCUGCGCUGGCUACCAGGAGGGUGGCAAGGACUCCUGCCAGGGUGAUUCAGGAGGGCCUCUUGUCUGCCAAAUGGUAAAUGGGACCUGGGUGCAGGCUGGGGUCGUGAGUUUUGGACUGGGCUGUGCUCACCCAAACCAGCCAGGUGUGUACACCAGACUGACCAGCUACUCAAGCUUCAUCAGCGACACGAUACAAGAGAUCAGGCUGUAUGGCCGAGCUGAUCAGAACUGGUGUGGGAGGGCUGCUGUGUUGGGCAGCUGUUUGUCCACUCUGCUGAUGCUGCUUCAGAGAUAAACCACUUCGAAAACUGGGUUUCCGGGAGGUAGAAUGUAAACCAAGCCAAAUGAAGGAAAUUAAUUGUAAAUGUCUGACUUAAGUCCAAAGUGAUCCUGAAUAGUCAAACUAGAAACCUGUAUUUGACGUGCACAUGAAGCCAUAUCUACUAUAAUCUUAACUUUUAGAUCUUAUACUCUGCAUUAUGAUCUUUGAGUCAGAGUGGCUUUGAUAGGUUUGUAUUAUAAAUCAGAAUUAUGAGCUAAAUAAAUUGUCUUCUACGAUUGAAAUAAAUAGUUAAUUUGAUUUUUAAAAUUAUCUCAGUGCUCUGUUCAACCUCUGCUAACUGAUUUUGUACCAUGUUAUACCCCUUAUGGACCUCAACUGUAAAUACAUGAGGUUCCCUUCAAAGUA
Molecule: messenger RNA, 1586 nt
Organism: Xiphias gladius (swordfish)
Lineage: Eukaryota; Metazoa; Chordata; Actinopteri; Istiophoriformes; Xiphiidae
Exons: 7
Coding region: 267-1193 (308 amino acids)
Biological process (GO): proteolysis
Molecular function (GO): serine-type endopeptidase activity
Source: RefSeq, a predicted model, not a curated record